Molecule: messenger RNA, 1023 nt
Organism: Cyclopterus lumpus (lumpfish)
Lineage: Eukaryota; Metazoa; Chordata; Actinopteri; Perciformes; Cyclopteridae
Gene: mixl1
Product: Mix paired-like homeobox
Exons: 4
Coding region: 1-1023 (340 amino acids)
Biological process (GO): regulation of transcription by RNA polymerase II
Molecular function (GO): DNA-binding transcription factor activity, RNA polymerase II-specific; RNA polymerase II transcription regulatory region sequence-specific DNA binding
Source: RefSeq, a predicted model, not a curated record
AUGUCUUCGGUUCGUGGGAAUAUGCGCGUCGGGGAUCUGAAUCAUUUCCAGAUGUAUCACGAGGGACCUCUGCAGAUAAACAGCAUGGUGAACUCAGAUUAUGGAGCCACAGAUGUUACAAACUACUUCAACCCGGCAAACUCUGUGCCGAGGGCGGAUAAAUGCGUUGCAAUACUGACCCACAGGAGAAAGAGGACCAACUUUACCCAGCAGCAAAUCGAGGUGUUGGAGAAGGUUUACUCGGACACUAAAUAUCCUGACAUCUACCUGCGAGAGAGACUGGAGGCUGUGACCGGGCUGCCGGAGUCCAGAAUCCAGGUGUGGUUUCAGAAUAGAAGGGCCAAGUCUCGUCGCCAAGUCGGCUCGUCAGGGUCGAUGAAGGUCGCAAACCCGCCGGCAGCUGGCCCCUUCAGCCAGCUCCAGAGCAGGAUGGGCCCAGAGACAGUUUAUGACAACAAUCAUGGAGCCGAGGCACACAGGAUAGGAGGUUUUGGACUGGAGGAGACUUUCAGACCUACAAUGCACCAAAACACAGAUGAUGCUCACAGAACCAGUAUGUCCACCAAACCCAGCAGCUACGUCCACACGCCCGUCUCUUGCAUUUAUGAGAAGGAGGGAACCAGAGGGAAGCCUGAGCAGAUGCAACGACGCGAGCUGAGCGUUAAUGUCCCGUGCUGUAACAUCCAUCUGUAUCCCAAGGAGAACGAGCAUCCUCCCAAGAUCGAAGCCAAUAUGUCGGCUAACCAGGGUCCAAAGGUUCUGGUGGAAUACGACAAUUUCCCACCUAACAAGACCAUCGGACCAGAGAUGAAAGUUGUGAUUCCGCCGAUCCCCACCCAGAAUAACUUCAGCAGGUCUUCACCAAAGGAUAAUGGAUGCCAAAUCCAGUAUCCUUGUGUGAGGGCCACAGGAGACCGGUUCAGUCACUUCUCCCCGAUCCAUGCUACUGAGGCCCAGGACUUUACUGACUCAGACUCUGACUGGGAAACCGAAGCCAUGGCGGGCUUUGGUGGCUUUAUGUGA